UUUGACGGUGAGAACAUGUAUAUGAGCAUGACAGAGCCGAGCCAGGACUAUGUGCCAGUCAGCCAGUCCUACCCUGGCCCAAGUCUGGAAAGUGAAGACUUUAACAUCCCACCCAUUACUCCUCCCUCACUCCCUGACCACUCUCUGGUGCACCUGAAUGAGGUGGAGUCCGGUUACCACUCUCUGUGUCACCCCAUGAACCACAAUGGCCUGCUUCCGUUCCAUCCACAAAACAUGGACCUGCCAGAGAUCACCGUGUCCAACAUGCUGGGCCAGGAUGGCACACUGCUCUCCAAUUCCAUCUCUGUGAUGCAAGACAUUGGAAAUGCUGAAGGAGCUCAGUACAGUUCCCAUCCUCAGCUAGCAGCCAUGAGGCCGAGGGGCCAGCCUACAGACCUCAGACAGCAGGCAAGCAUGAUGCAGCACGGCCAGCUGACCACCAUCAACCAGUCACAGCUGAGCGCACAGUUGGGCUUGAACAUGGGAGGAACCAACGUCCCACACAACUCCCCUUCUCCACCUGGGAGCAAGUCUGCAACCCCUUCGCCUUCCAGCUCGGUGCACGAGGAUGAGUGUGAGGAUACCUCCAAGAUCAAUGGAGGAGAGAAGCGGCCUGCCUCUGAUAUGGGAAAAAAACCAAAAACUCCUAAAAAGAAGAAGAAGAAGGAUCCUAAUGAGCCUCAGAAGCCUGUGUCUGCCUAUGCUUUGUUCUUUCGUGAUACCCAGGCUGCCAUCAAGGGCCAAAAUCCAAAUGCUACUUUUGGUGAAGUCUCUAAGAUUGUGGCAUCCAUGUGGGAUGGCCUAGGAGAAGAGCAGAAACAGGUCUACAAGAAGAAAACUGAGGCUGCAAAAAAGGAAUACCUGAAGCAGCUAGCAGCGUACAGAGCCAGCCUUGUAUCCAAGAGCUACAAUGACCCUGUGGAUGUUAAGACAUCUCAGCCACCCCAGCUGGUCAACUCCAAGCCGUCAGUGUUCCAUGGGCCCAGCCAGGCCCACUCAGCUCUGUACCUAAGUUCUCACUAUCACCAACAACCAGGAAUGACUCCUCAGCUCACCGCCAUGCAUCCGAGCCUCCCCAGAAACAUAGCACCUAAGCCCAAUAACCAAAUGCCAGUGACUGUCUCCAUAGCCAACAUGGCUGUGUCCCCACCACCGCCCCUCCAGAUCAGCCCACCUCUUCAUCAGCAUCUCAGCAUGCAGCAGCAUCAGCCACUUGUGCAGCAGCCUCUUGCGAGUCAGCUCCCCAUGCAGGUCCAGACUGCCUUACACUCGCCCACCAUGCAGCAAGGAUUUACUCUCCAACCCGACUAUCAGACUAUUAUCAACCCUACAUCUACAGCCGCACAAGUUGUCACCCAAGCGAUGGAGUACGUGCGUUCUGGGUGCAGAAAUCCUCCCCCACAGCCGGUGGACUGGAGUACCGACUACUGCAGUAGUGGGGGCAUGCAGAGGGACAAAGCGCUGUACCUCACCUGAAAAUCUCAACACCUCUCCUUUCCACUGAGGAAUUCAGGGAAACCUUUUCACCACGGAUUGCUUUGGCCGCUCAAAGCAGUUCUUCAUUUUAUUAGAAAAUACAAGUUGCUAAGCACUUAGGACCAUGUGAGCUUGUGGGUCACCCACGCUGGAAGAAAUAGUCAUGCUUCUUUAUUAUUUUUUUAAUCUUUUAUGGACAUUGUCCCUCUUCCCUGAAGGAAGUAUGGACCAUUCUGAUUUCUGUUGGUUUUGCUGUGAAGUGCUGCCGCUCUAGUAACUGCCUUAGCAACGGUAGAUGUCUGGGGUAAAACGGUCCUGGGUUUUCCAUUGGUUUUCAUAAUGGGUGUUUAUAUGAAACUACUAAAGACUUUUUAAAUGGCUUGAUGUAGCAGUCAUAGCAAGUUUGUAAAUAGCAUCUAUGUUACACUCUCCUAGAGUAUAAAAUGUGAAUGUUUUUGUAGCUAAAUUGUAAUUUGAAACUGGCUCACCCCAGUUUGUUGAUUUCAGAGGGGUUAAAUUGGCAAACAUUCAUAUUUUUACUUCAUUUUUAAAAAGAAAAAAACAACUGACUGAUAGUUCUAUAUUUUCAAAAGACUUGGAAACUAUUCCCAAAUCAUUUUAAUUUAAAAACAAAUUGGCUUUGUCUUACUGAUCAGACAAAAGGAAGCUCGUGUGGAGGGAAGCGCAAACACAUUUAUUUUGUAUUGCAGGAAAAAAGAUUCUUUUUUGUAUCACUUUUGUGUAAUGGUUAGUAAACGUCAUCUAAGUCCUUUUAUGUAUAAAACUGCCAAAUGCUCGCCUGGUAUCUUAGCUGCAGAAACAGGUCAAACAGCGCUAAGUGAUCACCGUUACCUGUGGCUCUGUAUUACUGUUCCCUCAUCCGUGUCUGUAUUUAAUCGUUUUCUUCUCUUUUUUUUUAAUGAAACUUGUUUCGCUUAUUUAUGAAAUAAUAAAUAUAGGUGUUUGUAAGUAAAUUUGUUAGUAUUUGAAAGAGGUUUCGUUGAUGCUUUAAUUUUUGCUGGCAAAAAAGAAAAAAAAUCCAUGCUUGGUGUGAAUAUUUAGUUUUUACAGUGACAUGAAUAAAACCAAAUCUGCUUUUCAUUUAGUAGCAAAAUAGAGUGACGAAUCUGUAUUUUUGCAUAUCUUUUGUUGACAUAAAUGAAAAAUAAUUCUACUUAGCCAUCUUCUUCUCUUGAACAAUACAACAGAAAAUUGCCCUGGAGAUCUCACACUUGCCAAGCCUAAGCAAACACCAGUGCAUCCCGCUCCUAAAAAGAUACGAAGAGCUAUUUUUCACUUCUCCAUUCCAAAACACUUAACCACCACCACCACACCACACACACCUGCUAAAAAACAAAUUCAAGUUGAGUCACUCAAAAUUCCUGAAGCCGCAUGCUUCUCAUAGCAUGCAGAAAACAUUUAAGAAUUGACCAAGGGUUCAGGAAGAGGUCAAGAAGGAUAUCAUGUCGAGGAUCAAUCUAGAAAUGAAGGGCUAGUAACCAGAUCAGCUACAGAAAUAGGAAAAACAUGGAAACCGGAAGCAGUUGCUAGAAACUGUGAAAUCUGCUUUCCCUCUCCCCUCUACUCUCUUCUUCCUCUUUUACUCAUCCUGAGUCCCCAUUAGAGAUUUGCCUGAAGGGGUUUGCGUAGUUCUGAUAGCAGAAGGGAAGGGUGAGCAAAUGUCUCCCUUCCACGGGCUUCUGUCACAUAAAUUCAUCCGGCUGGACAUGAAGAGAAUGAUUGUUUUGCGGAAUGAAAUAACCUCAACAAUUUAAAUACGAAUAUAUCAUGUAAUCCAGUCAAAAUUAAAAAGACAAAAGUCUUGCUUGCUUUGGAUUGGUUUUUCAGACACUGUGCGAGUUGAAUCACUUGGCAUGGAAUGACUAAUAAAUAAUGCACAUUCAGUGUUA
This is a messenger RNA of Rattus rattus (black rat), 3386 nucleotides long. It is a transcript of the gene Tox, whose product is annotated as thymocyte selection associated high mobility group box. Gene Ontology annotation, cellular component: nucleus. The record is from RefSeq and is a predicted model, not a curated record. The coding region runs from base 16 to 1476 and encodes 486 amino acids. Lineage: Eukaryota; Metazoa; Chordata; Mammalia; Rodentia; Muridae. Gene Ontology annotation, molecular function: chromatin DNA binding. Gene Ontology annotation, biological process: leukocyte differentiation; regulation of transcription by RNA polymerase II. The transcript has 8 exons.